This is a messenger RNA of Diospyros lotus (date-plum), 1449 nucleotides long. Its product is annotated as putative UDP-rhamnose:rhamnosyltransferase 1. NCBI's taxonomy places the organism in Eukaryota, Viridiplantae, Streptophyta, Magnoliopsida, Ericales, Ebenaceae. The record is from RefSeq and is a predicted model, not a curated record. The coding region runs from base 1 to 1449 and encodes 482 amino acids. Gene Ontology annotation, molecular function: UDP-glycosyltransferase activity. The transcript has a single exon.
AUGGCUGAUCAAUCCAGCAAGCUAAUUCACGUAGUUGUCUUCCCAUGGCUGGCCUUCGGUCACAUCAUCCCAUACUUCGAGCUCUCCAAGCUCAUAGCUCUAAGGGGUCUCAGAGUUUCAUUCGUCUCCACCUCAAGGAACAUAGAUCGCCUCCCGACAAAAGUCCCUCCAAACCUUGCCACUCUGCUAAGCCUAAUCAGGCUCACUCUACCCAGAACAGACAACGACGUUAUCGGAGAUGCGGAGGCCACCAUUGACGUCCCCUACGACAAGGUCCAGCACCUCAAGAAGGCCUUCGAUGGCCUCCAGAUAGAGUUGACUCGGUUCCUCGAAGCUUCAUCUCCAGAUUGGGUAAUCUACGACUUCGCUCCUUACUGGCUUCCUCCCAUUGCAGCCAAACUGGGAAUUUCGCUCGCUUAUUUCAGCAUAUUCAACGCGUCGUCUGGAAGUUUCUUCGGAUCGUCGAUCACUAUAGUCAAUGGCGGCGAUUAUCGGAGAACGCCGGAGGAUUUCAUUGUCCCGCCGAAGUGGGUCCCGUUUCCGUCCACCGUGGCAUACCGGCUCCACGAGAUCAAGAGGAUGCACAAUACCGUGGACGAGAAGAUCUCCGGCGUCUCGGAUUGGUUCCGGUUCGGCGCGGCGGCGAUAGGGUGCGACGCGUUCCUCGUGAGGAGCUGCAGGGAGAUCGAAUCUGAUUGGUUGGAUCUGAUGCAAGAGCUUCACCAGAAGCCGAUUGUGCCGGUGGGCCUACUACCCUCCACGGCGCAGGAUAGCGACGAGCAGGAUGACGACCACGCGUGGCCAACAAUCAGUGAGUGGCUGGACAAGCAAAACAAAGGGUCUGUGGUUUACGUAGCACUCGGAAGCGAGGUGAAUCCGAGUCAGGACGAACUCACUGAGCUGGCUCUCGGGUUUGAGCACUCCGGGUUAGCGUUCUUUUGGGCUCUGAGGAAGAGCCAUGACUCGGCCGAGUUGCCAGACGGGUUCGAGCAGCGGACGAAAGGGCAAGGGGUUGUUUGGACGAGAUGGGCACCUCAAGUGAGGAUACUGAGUCAUGACUCGGUGGGAGGUUUUGUGACUCACUGUGGGUGGAGUUCGGCCAUAGAAGGACUCCAAUUCGGGCGACCGCUUCUGAUGCUGCCAUUCUUGGGUGACCAAGGUUUGAUUGCGAGAGUUCUGGCAGAGAAGAAGGUGGGCAUAGAGAUACCGAGAGAUGAAGAGGACGGGUCGCUGGCAAGGAACUCGGUGGCCGAGUCACUGAGGCAGUUUGUGGUUGGCGACGAGGGAGCGAUUUACAGAGAGAAAGCGAAGGAGAUGACUGCCAUAUUCCCAGACCAAGACCUCCAUGGCCGCUACAUAGACAAUUUGGUGGAGUACUUUCAAAAGCAUAGGCGUUUCCACAAGGAUCAGUCAUCAGUGAUGCGUAGCGUAAAUGCUUCGGUAUAUUAA